UAUACCUUUAAAACAUAGCAUACUUAUCAGCAUAAAAGAAAAGUUAAAAUUUAAAUAUGUUAAAAUCUGAAAUGCAGCAUCAAUUUUGGAUUACCAAGAAAACCGUCCAAAGAAAACUUGGUUCUAAGGAAGACGAACAUAUAAUAUCUUCUGAUGCGGAUCUGGAUGCCAAAAUUGAGGUUUUUAAAUCAAUAUCUGCGACUAGUAUAGAGUUGUCAAAAAUAAUUGAUCAAUAUCAAGAAAGACUUUGCAUAUUGUCGCAAGAAGAAAGUGUGUUUGGUCGGUUCCUGAAGGAAGCUGGCAAAAGAAGUAAAACAACUGGCCAAACUAUUACGAACACAGGAAAAGCUGUUUCUUAUUGUGGCCAACAGAGAAUGUGUGUCCGUGUUCCACUUUUAAGAUUGCAACACGAAGUAGACGUUUUUCGUUAUCGCGCUGUUACUGAUACGCAAAACACUAUUACAUCUAUGGAAAAAGAGCGCACUGAAUAUAGAGCAGCUCUCGAAUGGAUGAAAUCUGCAAGCACUGAGCUUGAUCCAGACACAGGCCGUGGAUUGGAAAAAUUUCGAACAGCGCAAUCUCAUGUACGAAAUGCUAAACAACUCUUUGAUAGUUUGUCAAUGGAUUCAAUUCAAAAGAUUGAUCUACUAGCCGCUGCCAGGUGUAAUAUGUUCUCGCAUGUGUUAGUUUCUUACAUGUCAGAAUUGAGACAAUUUGCGCAGAAGACAAAUACCACAUUUGAGGCAAUUUCAAAUGCCCUAGAACAAAAACCUAAAUAUGAUUUUUGUGUACUUAAGGAAUUAACACAACAUGAAGGAAAGCCUGAAAAUAUAAACCACAAUAAAGCGACCUUCGAUAAGGACCAGUCAUUAUUUUUUGCAGAAGAUUUUAUCGAUAAUAACGAUGCUAAUGUCAAUGAUAAUAAGCCAAAAGAGUCUUAUGUUACUGAAAUGUCGGAUGAUACAUUAAUUGAAUUACUCAAUAAUGAAAAUAUAAUGGAUUUGUAUGACCAAAAUCAAAAUGAAUCAGUAGAGGAUGCCAAUAAGUUUGGUGAAUCGAGCGAUUUGCUUUCAAAAAUAUUAAAUGCAAAAGUCUCGGUUUCAUCAGAACUGACACCACUAUCACCAAUAAACUCUCAUACAGGUCAUUUAACAUCAACAAAAAACAAAUGUGCUGAACAAGAGAUUUAUUUAGGAUCAUCAAAAGUUAUCGCAAACGACAAAAGAAAGCCCAUUAAAAACCUAAAACCAAAUCCAUGGAUCGAACUUUUUGCUGAUCUGGAUCCUCUAGCUAAUCUUGAAGCUUUCGAUUUAAAAUUAAGUGGAGAUAGUAAAAACUUUCAACAAACAUAAAUUCUUCAUAAUGUUAAAAACGUAUCCCUUGUAUGUUGGGUAUAAUUAAUUGUUCUUCAAAUAUUUCUGUCGUUUUAUAUGAAAUUAAACAUAUGUGUUAAUAGCAUGUUCAAAUUUGCAGAGUUAAUCAUCUCAACUGUGAUUAAGCUCUAAUCGCAUCAAAAUCGAGAUACAUAAUUAUUCAUAGAUUUAAAGUUUAAAUUUUAAACGUUUUGUUGAUCACUUCAAAUUGACAGGAAUAAAACUUAAAAAUGUCAUUAAUCACAUAGAAUAA
This is a messenger RNA of Calliphora vicina (urban bluebottle blowfly), 1626 nucleotides long. RefSeq names its product islet cell autoantigen 1-like protein (gene ICA69). Lineage: Eukaryota; Metazoa; Arthropoda; Insecta; Diptera; Calliphoridae. Gene Ontology annotation, molecular function: protein domain specific binding. The transcript is spliced from 3 exons. Bases 57 to 1352 code for a protein of 431 amino acids. Gene Ontology annotation, biological process: regulation of transport. Gene Ontology annotation, cellular component: Golgi apparatus. The record is from RefSeq and is a predicted model, not a curated record.